Molecule: messenger RNA, 1537 nt
Organism: Hemibagrus wyckioides
Lineage: Eukaryota; Metazoa; Chordata; Actinopteri; Siluriformes; Bagridae
Gene: il26
Product: interleukin 26
Exons: 5
Coding region: 16-576 (186 amino acids)
Source: RefSeq, a predicted model, not a curated record
GUGUCUCGAAGCAGAAUGCGCGUGAGUGUCCUGACCGUGUUCGCCCUGGCUGCGCUCGUGCGCUUUUGCCCAGGUGAGAAGAGUGCAAGGUGUGCACAGGUAAACUGCCUGGCCAACUGUCUGCCUCUACCCAUGAUGAAGGACAUGAUUAAAACUCUGAAGAGCAUCAGCAAGCCUUGGCCUAAUGACAACAGACGCCACAGAAGAUAUCUGCCAAAGUUUUAUAUAAAGAAGAUGAACAUUGCAGACAUCAACAAGAUGCUGGGAAUCUAUGAAGAUCACAUAUUCAUGAAGCUCUGGAGCCAUGACACAGAGUAUCCUGAGAAAUUCAUCCAUUACUUUUACAGACUAAGAGUCAGUGUGGAACGCUGUAAGGACCAUGGUCAAGCAGAACUCAGUCGCUAUGCAAGGAAGAAGAUCAAGCAAAUGGAAGAGGCUUUCAAAAAGCUGCAAUCAGAAGAGCUAUCACAUGCAGCAGGAGAUUUUGAGACAAUACUCCGUUGGAUCAGUCUUUACAGUGACAAAAAGAUGCCACACAGCAAAUGCCAGCAGUCAGUGGCUGUAAACUAUGACUGAGUCAGCAUAGUAACAGAUGGUAGAGGUAGGGCUGGACAAUAUGACAAAAUAUCACAUCACAAUACUGAAUUACAAUAUAAUCUUGCUCACAACCAGCCAGCAAUCAAGUAAUGUUGUGUUACUAUAUGUUGAUAAAAUAAAUGAAUAAAUCUUUAACACUUAGCAGUAGUAAAAAGAAAAAUUUAAACAUUAAGUACAAAAUACAUCACCAUUUCAGCUGCUUUUAGUCAGUUUGUAAAUAAUUUAAUUGAGAAAAUAUUUAAAAGUCGUGUUAUAUCUAAGAUACCUAUUGAUGUUAUAUUGUCAGCUUGUCCAGCUCUAGGCAGAGGCUUAUAUUUGUGCAUUAGGAACAGGGCACAGCAAACACACUGGUACCUUGUCUUGAGACUUCUGAUCACAUCACCCUUGCUUGUGUUCCUAUGAAUGUCUCAUGCAGCCAGUUGGUAAUAGUACACCAACAGGUUCCUGUUCACUUUGAACACCUGGCAGUCAGAUGGUACCAUAAGAAUGACUUCACCUACCACUGACUGAUGAGUCAAACUGUGGAGGAACCUGAGAGGACUCACAGUGACGUUUUUUUGGUCCAGUAACUUAAUCCAAUGUCUUAGUGUUGUCUGUAUACGUGGGGCAGACAAGAUGCAGCUAUUUACCUGUCUGAUCCUGCAGCUAAAUGUCAAUGUCAGUAUUUAUUGUUUAACUUAUUAUCAAAAUAAGUUAUUUUGUCUUAUGUAUUUUAUUAUACAUUGCCUGAAUAUUCAGACGAUACGUAUGUGUGACUCAUAGGAGUUUGUAUUCUUUACCUCUGAAAUAGUAAAUACCUCCUGAUGCUAUGAAUACAUGAAAUAUAUUCUAAAACUAUUUUUGCAGAAUUGCACAUUGUCUUGUGUAAAUAAACACUGAAAAGAAGAGUCAGUCUCCUCUCUCACGUCUGAGCAGAAUGCAUUUUAAGGUAGUGGUAAGC